Messenger RNA from Peromyscus eremicus (cactus mouse), 3072 nucleotides. It is a transcript of the gene Cnksr3, whose product is annotated as CNKSR family member 3. Gene Ontology annotation, cellular component: cytoplasm; membrane. The record is from RefSeq and is a predicted model, not a curated record. Gene Ontology annotation, biological process: regulation of signal transduction. The coding region runs from base 520 to 2187 and encodes 555 amino acids. The transcript has 13 exons. Lineage: Eukaryota; Metazoa; Chordata; Mammalia; Rodentia; Cricetidae. Gene Ontology annotation, molecular function: protein binding.
UCGAGCGCGCACGCUCUGCGUUCUUCCCCGCCCGGGCGGCCUUGCGACCGUGGCGCAGGAGGUGGGACCGGCUGGCGGGAAGGCUCGGGGCGCCGGCGCACGCGGAGUGGGGACCUCGGGGGUCGGACGCCGCUCGCAGGAGCCGCGGAGGGCCAGCGGAGCUCGAAGUUCCUAGCCCGGAGAGUCCCGUGCCUGGACGGCCCCGGCCUGGAGUCUGAGGUCGCAGCCGUGCUCCCGCAGCUGCGGUGGUCACGGAGAAGCGGCUGGAUCCCUGAGCGGCGUGUGGGAACUGCAGCUGGACGGCGGUCGCCGGAGGAGCAGCCACAUCGGACACAGCUGUCCCGUGCGCACAGGGCCCGGGACCGCACUCCCCUGGCUGAGCCGCAGCGCGAUGGCCCGCUUGACCGCGGCCAUGCAGGCUUGAGCGGACGCCCAGGGCGCGCAGGGGACAACCGCGGGCGCAGGCUGCAGCACUCCGCCGCUGACUUCCCAGCCCCGCGGGCAGUGAAGCCGCUUGCCAUGGAGCCGGUGACCAAGUGGAGCCCCAAACAAGUGGUGGACUGGACUAGAGGGUUGGAUGACUGCCUGCAGCCGUACGUUCACAAGUUCGAGCGGGAGAAGAUAGACGGGGAGCAGCUGCUGAAGAUCUCCCACCAGGAUCUGGAGGAGCUGGGGGUCACACGGAUUGGACACCAGGAGCUCGUGUUGGAGGCUGUGGACCUCCUCUGUGCACUGAAUUAUGGCCUUGAAACCGAUAAUAUGAAGAACUUGGUUCUGAAACUUCGAGCGUCUUCCCACAAUUUGCAGAAUUACAUCAGUAGCCGGCGGAAGAACCCGGCUUACGAUGGGAGCACGUCCCGCAAGCCCCCUAACGAGUUCCUGACUUCUGUGGUGGAGCUCAUAGGCUCCGCCAAGGCCUUGCUGGCUUGGCUGGACCGGGCUCCGUUCACAGGGAUCACGGAUUUCUCUGUGACGAAGAAGAAAAUCAUCCAGCUGUGCUUGGACCUGACCACAACAGUCCAGAAGGAUUGCGUCGUAGCAGAGAUGGAGGAUAAAGUUUUAAAUGUGGUCAAGGUUUUAAAUGGCAUCUGUGAUAAAACAGUGCGCUCUACUACAGACCCUGUUAUGAGCCAGUGUGCAUGCCUGGAGGAAGUUCACUUACCGAAUGUUAGACCCGGGGAAGGCCUGGGCAUGUACAUCAAAUCAACCUAUGAUGGAUUGCAUGUGAUCACCGGAACCACAGAAAAUUCUCCUGCAGACAGGUCUCAGAAGAUUCACGCUGGUGAUGAAGUCAUUCAAGUGAACCGGCAGACUGUGGUCGGGUGGCAGCUGAAAAAUCUGGUGAGAAAGUUAAGAGAGAAUCCCACGGGGGUGGUGCUGCUGCUGAAGAAGAGGCCCAUAGGCUCCUUCAGCUUUACUCCGGCCCCCCUGAAGAACCUCCGGUGGAAGCCGCCCCUCGUGCAGACCUCACCCCCACCCACCACAACCCAGUCCCCAGAGAGCACCAUGGAUGCCUCCCUGAAGAAGGAGAAGUCAGCCAUCUUGGAUCUGUACAUUCCUCCCCCACCUGCUGUGCCCUACUCCCCCCGGGACGAGAAUGGGAGCUUUGCCUAUGGAGGACCCAGUAAGAGUAAACAGCCGUUGCCUGGGCGUAAGGGUUCCGAGUCCCCUAACUCCUUCCUGGACCAGGAGAGCCAAAGAUGCAGAUUUACCAUCGCUGAUUCUGACCAGUUGCCGGCUUACUCGGUGGGAACCAACAUCCUCCCCGCAAAAAUGAGAGGGAAGACACCAUCCUAUGGCAAACCCCGGCCUCUGUCCAUGCCUGCAGAUGGGAACUGGAUGGGGAUUGUGGACCCGUUUGCUAGACCUCGAGGUCACGGGAGGAAAGGGGAAGAGGCCCUCUGCCGCUACUUCAGUAAUGAGCGGAUCACACCCAUCACUGAAGAAAGCGCCUCGCCUGCGUACCGGUUCUCCAGACCCACAACUGAGCGGCACCUGGUGCGAGGUGCGGACUACAUUCGAGGGAGCAGGUGCUAUAUCAACUCGGAUCUGCACAGCAGCGCCACCAUGCCCUUCCAGGAGGAAGGGCCCAAGAAGAAAUCAGCCUCCUCAUCGGCCAAGGCAUCCUCCGGGGAGCCUUCGCUGCUGGUCAGCUGGCUGACUCGCCUCAAGCUGUUGACUCACUGAGGCUGCCCCACCAGCCUCCUGCUGCCUGUCUCCUGCUAAGCAAGUGCCUUCUUCCUCAGGGGACAGCUGCUUCAGACUCCGUCCGCAGUGCUCCAGGCGACCUUCCUUCAUUCCAUGGUGUUUUGGUUUUUUAAGGUUGCACGCGGCCGUUCCUGGAAUUUUGAAGUCCUUGGCAGGCAUCUGGUCCAGAGGAUCUUAGGUGCUGUUUGUGGAGGCAGAAGGAAGGACGGACAUGGCACAGCCUGCUCAUUUUUGCCUCCCCAUUGUGGGAACAUGGAGACAUGCUCUGUAAAUUGUGCAUUGGCCAGACAAGUUAAUGUCAGGAAUUGGCAACGUUGUUCACUUUUGUUUUCUUGGGCAGCAGGGGACUAAGGUUGAUGGCUUUUGUCACAUUGAUGUGUUGGUUUGUGGUCCAACUUUUGUGUCUGAAGAAGCCGAAGGAGAAAACUGUUUUGAUAUUUUUUUUUUUUUAAAGCUAUAGACCAUAUUUAUAAGUGUGGCUGCGUCCACGGCAGAGUGGCGUGGUAAGUGUGUGAGGCUCUUUGGAGCAGGGCUUUACCUGUAGGUCAGCUGUUACACAUGGUUAGCUCCCCCUUUUCUAUAACAACCUCCGUUGAGGUGAGCCAGUACGGACUCUUGAGCACACUUUGAUGGGGUGUGUGGUAGACACAAGAAAGUGUGUUGCUUUUUGUGAGGGGUGUUGCAGUUGUUCUGUGUGUUGUUCUGUGAGGGAAAGAAGCUAUAAGGUUUGCUGAGAGCCAAAGUAUCAUUCAGGAAAAUGAAGCAACAAGAUUUAGAGUGAUGAGACAUUGGUCAGUUUACAUUAUUGACCUGUUUGAUGUCUGUCUGCUGGAAAAAAAAAAAAAAACCUACAGCCCUUCCCAG